This is a messenger RNA of Dendronephthya gigantea, 2259 nucleotides long. RefSeq names its product cytochrome P450 4V2-like. The coding region runs from base 265 to 1794 and encodes 509 amino acids. NCBI's taxonomy places the organism in Eukaryota, Metazoa, Cnidaria, Anthozoa, Malacalcyonacea, Nephtheidae. Gene Ontology annotation, molecular function: heme binding; monooxygenase activity; iron ion binding. The record is from RefSeq and is a predicted model, not a curated record. The transcript has 14 exons.
AAAGGAUUCAAAGGAAGGCCAGGAAAAGCCAUACUGCCAUAGGCUCCGGCGCUGGAGCUGCACGCGUGCGUUGUGAAUGCAUCAUGAUUCCGCGUUUUAUAACGCGCCAGUUGACAAUAUGCAAUAUUUCAAAACGUUUCACGAGAAUAUGAUACUUAAAAUCCUAAUUAAUUUUAUAUAAUACCAUGUAUGCACUCAUUCAUAGCAGAUUAACAUGCUGCACUGAGCUGAGAAAGUGAGAUUGUACUAAACAAAGGGUUGACUAUGCUUGGAAUCAUAGCUGUCGUCUUAAUUCUUCCAAUCCUUGCAGGAUAUUUGGUUUGGAUAUCGUGGAAACGUCUGACAUUUUGCCAGAUUUUGUCGCCGAUACCAGGCCCUAAAUCAUGGCCAAUUGUUGGCAAUGCAUUGCAGUUUGAUAGAACACCACAAGGUUUUCAUGAGCAAUUAGUGAAGUGGGCAGAAGAAUAUUAUUCAAAUGGCUAUUUUUGUAUGUGGAUUGGACCAAAACCUUACAUUGUUGUUUUUAAAGCAGAAUAUGCUGAAGUAAUUUUAUCAAAUCAGAAAAACAUUACCAAAAAUUAUGGUUAUAAACUCAUGGAACCAUGGCUUGGAACAGGACUCCUUACAAGUACUGGAAACAAGUGGAAAUCAAGACGUAGACUGCUCACUCCAGCUUUUCACUAUCAUAUUUUGGAAGACUAUAUUCCAGUAUAUUUGACACAAUCGUCCACUUUAAUCUCACUACUCAAGGAGAAGGCAGGCAAAGGUGAAUUUGACAUCGCCCCAUAUCUUCGUAUGUUCACCUUGGAUGUAAUAUGUGAGGCAGCAAUGGGUGUUAAAGUGAACGCACAAAAUGAUAAUAAUUCCAAAUAUGCUUCAGCUGUUCUGAGCAUAAGUGAACUGAUACUUGAACGGUGGAGAUCUCCAUGGCUGUCGACAGACGCCAUUUACAAUUUGACAUCAUCUGGAGCCCGACAAAAAGCUAUUUUAGAAACACUACAUAGCUAUACUAACAAGGUGAUCAGCGAUCGCAUUGAGCUACGAAAACUGGAUAAAAGCAAAAAUGAAAAAACUCCUCCAGGCGUCGAGCCAGUGAAACGACCAAGAAAAAGGAACAAUUUCUUAGAUCUCUUACUUGAUGAAUGCGAUGUCGGAAACAUAACGAUCGAAGGAGUGAGAGAGGAGGUCGAUACUUUCAUGUUUGAGGGUCAUGAUACAACGGCAUCUUCAUUACAAUGGGCAGUGCAUAUGAUAGGAAGACAUCCGCAAAUUCAAACUCAAUUACAGAAUGAAGUUGACAAAUUUUAUGACACUCAUGGUGAUGAAGUGGUUAGUGUUAGUCAACUGAAAGAGUUACAGUAUCUUGAGUGUGCGAUCAAGGAGACGUUACGUUGUUUACCAUCGGUGCCACUGAUUGGGCGAGAAAUAACUGAUGACUGUGAGUUUGGUCCUCACUCUAUUCCAAAAGGUUGUGCAAUUGUGUUGCUAAUGAAACCAAUACAUCAAGAUCCCAACGUUUGGGACGAACCCAAAACAUUCAAUCCCGAUCGAUUUCUGUUAGACAACGUGACCGAAAAGAAUCCUUUUUCCUAUAUUCCUUUUUCAGGAGGACCAAGGAAUUGUAUUGGUCAAAGGUUUGCAAUGAUGGAAGAGAAAGUUGUUUUGUCGUCAAUACUUCGCCAUUUCAAUAUAAAGUCAACUCAGAUAACUGACAAUAUCAAAGUAACUGCGGAUGCAAUUUUAUCUUCAGUUGAGGGAAUUUUGGUGGAGUUAGAGCCAAGAAAUGCUUUUUGAAAACGGUUACACAUACACCGUGAACUGAUUAUUCAGUUGGGUUCAGACAUGUGGUCUGACAACUAUAUAGUGAAUUGUGACGUUAUAGUAUAAACAUAUGCAUGGGUGUUUCACUGAUAUACUUACUUUGUGUCCGGUGACAAUGAAGAUAUACUAUCAUAUCGUGAUAUAAUCUUUUAGGUUCGCUUAGUUUAAUUCAUUUAUGAUUGAAAAUUGCAAUUGUGCAUGGGUAUAUUAGUUUUCCAUAUACGGUGAAUGUUUUCCAUUCGAUUAUUCAGUUCUUUCUGAAAUGUGGAAAAGUCUAGGAAGCCGGCGUCAAAUCGCCGCUACUGGUGAGAUUAGCAUAAACCAUAAACAGUGCAUGAGCAUGUGAUAUAAUAAAAAUUACCUUCUGUUUGGGGAUGCAGUGAUAUAAUUUUUAGGAUAUUUUUAGCAUAGUUUAUCAUUUAUCAUCAUUCAUCAUCA